AGCAGCAGUAGUAGAAGAAGAAGCAGCAGCAGCAGCAGUAGUAGAAGAAGAAGAAGAAGAAGCAGCAGUAGUAGUAGAAGAAGAAGAAGCAGUAGCAGCAGUAGUAGAAGAAGAAGAAGAAGCAGCAGCAGCAGCAGUAGUAGAAGAAGAAGCAGCAGUAGUAGAAGAAGAAGCAGCAGUAGAAGAAGAAGAAGAAGCAGUAGAAGAAGAAGAAGAAGAAGCAGCAGUAGUAGAAGCAGCAGUAGUAGAAGAAGAAGCAGCAGCAGUAGAAGAAGAAGAAGAAGCAGUAGAAGAAGAAGAAGCAGCAGCAGUAGAAGAAGAAGCAGUAGCAGUAGCAGCAGCAGCAGCAGCAGCGUCUCUCACUAACUGGAGCCAGGUUCACGUGACCUCAGUAGUUUCCAUAACCGUCAUGGACGUCGAGCUGUACCUGCUCGCUGCGGCCGUCCUCGUCGUGCUCAUCGUGUUCGGGUUGAAGGUGCGAAGACGAACACAGCAAAAUGAUGAUGAGGAGGAGGAGGAGGAGCAGCGGAGGAGUGCUACCCGGGCAGCAGGGCCCCCUCAGCGGGCUGCAGAGGAGCGAGGGGCCGGUAUGCCUCGCAGGAGGAGGAACCUGGCCUCGGGGAUAGCCAACAGGCAGCAGAGAGAAGCUGUGGAACAAGAGGAGGAGCGUGUUGAGGAGGAAGAGGAGCAGCAGGACCUCCAGCCAACUGCAAAGGUUGGAGCCAAGAAGCAGAAGAAGAUGGAGGAGAAACAGGCCAAGAAAGCCCAGAGAGAGGCGGAGAUGGAGGAGAGAGAGGAGAGGAAGAGGAUGGAGGAGCUCAGGGAGCAGGAGAGACGUCAUGAGGACGAGAGGGAACGACAGCAGGAGCAGAAACAGGAGGAGGACGAGCUCCGGGCUAAAGAGGAGCAAGAUCGACGGGAGGAGGAGGAGUACUUAAAAAUCAAAGCCUCCUUCAUCAUAGAAGACCAGGGCGAGGAGGAGCAGCUCACUGAGGACCAGUCACGCAACCUGCUGCAGGACUUCAUCCAGCACAUCGAGAGUUCUAAGGUGGUUCUCCUGGAGGACCUGGCUUCUCACUUUGGGUUGAGGACACAGGAUGCUAUUGACAGACUGCAGGACCUGUUAGCCCAAGGCUCCCUCACAGGAGUGAUUGACGACAGAGGAAAGUUCAUCUCCAUCACUCCAGAGGAGCUGGACUCAGUGGCUCACUUCAUGAGGCAGAGAGGCCGAGUGUCCAUCACAGAACUGGCUCAGGCCAGUAACUCUCUGAUCAACCUGAUGCCCGAGGGCCUCGGCACCGCCUGAUGGACCCCCUUCUGCUGCAGGAUCCCUGGACCCCCUUCUGCUGCAGGAUCCCUGGACCAGUCUGCAUGAGACUGUUCCUCUGCUCCUGGUGUUCUUUCUACUGACAUCAGGGACCAGGAGCCUUCAUUACUUGUAAUGUCUGACGUCACAUAAAUCUGGACGUGUUAGAGCCACCUACAGAUGUUAAGUAUCAUACAGUAAACUGAUUUAGUAUGACUUAUUGUUUACUGUGACAUUAAAGAUGUUAAAUGCUG
This is a messenger RNA of Cyclopterus lumpus (lumpfish), 1560 nucleotides long. RefSeq names its product DDRGK domain-containing protein 1-like. NCBI's taxonomy places the organism in Eukaryota, Metazoa, Chordata, Actinopteri, Perciformes, Cyclopteridae. The transcript has 8 exons. Bases 410 to 1306 code for a protein of 298 amino acids. The record is from RefSeq and is a predicted model, not a curated record.